AUGUGGGAUCUCAGUUACCGGAUGAGGGAUCGAACUCGCGUACCCGGCGUUGCAAGAGGGCGAUUAUUUAUCAUUUCUACCAAAGCAGGAUCUCUUGGAAUUAAUCUGGUAGCUGCUAAUCGAGUGAUUAUAUUUGAUGCUUCUUGGAAUCCAUCUUAUGACAUCCAGAGUAUAUUCAGAGUUUAUCGCUUUGGACAAACUAAACCUGUCUAUGUAUAUAGGUUCUUAGCUCAGGGAACCAUGGAAGAUAAGAUUUAUGAUCGGCAAGUAACUAAGCAGUCACUGUCUUUUCGAGUUGUUGAUCAACAGCAAGUUGAACGUCAUUUUACCAUGAAUGAGCUGACUGAACUUUAUACCUUUGAGCCAGACUUGUUAGAUGACCCUAAUUCAGAAAAGAAGAAGAAAAGGGAUACUCCCAUGCUGCCAAAG
Messenger RNA from Capra hircus (goat), 429 nucleotides. RefSeq names its product transcriptional regulator ATRX-like. Gene Ontology annotation, cellular component: nucleus. Gene Ontology annotation, molecular function: ATP hydrolysis activity. NCBI's taxonomy places the organism in Eukaryota, Metazoa, Chordata, Mammalia, Artiodactyla, Bovidae. The record is from RefSeq and is a predicted model, not a curated record.